AUGAUGGCCGCAUCGGUGCCUCAGAAUGCAGCCGGUCAUUUGAACGCAGAGGAAACAUUUGAAAGACGCAAGGCAGAUCUGAUUUGCGCGCUGAAGGAGAAAGAGCCGACCUUUGCAGAAGUUGAGCGGCUGUUGGCAGAAACCCGGGUCUCAGGCCAGCUUGCUAUUUUCCAGAUCCUCGGGGCAGGAAUACGAGAUAUCAGAUUGAGAAAUGGAGGGCCCGUGGGGAGCCCAGAGGGAUCUGAUGUCCGUACUCCGAUGAAUGCGCUGAAGAUCGAAGGCGGGCUCUGGGACGCGCAUCUAGAGAUUAACGGGCGGUUUCGCAAAUGGCUAUCGAACAUCCAGGAAGACGAGAAACGCGGGAAAAAGCGGCCUGUCGAAAAGCGCAAGCUUCUGAACCGCUACUCAAAAUUCAUCAAGUCUAGCCAGGAGUUUUACGAAGAAUACAUUUACCACUUGCUGGAGGACUUCAAGGCCUAUCAUAUCCCGGAAUUCGAAGAGGUUGCUAGGCGAAAGGGGUAUCUAUUCGAAAAAGAGGAACCUUUAAACUCAGCCGCGGACAAUACGCUAAGCGCAGAACUAAGACGGGCGGUCCUCUCCUCCUGUCAUGCUACUCUUAUUAGGCUUGGAGAUCUCGGUCGUUACUACCAGACGGAACUGGUAGAUCAAACGAAGAAGAACUGGGAGCGUGCUACGAAGAAUUAUUCGAUGGCGUCGUUGGUUAACCCUGACUCCGGAAAUCCAUUUAACCAGUUCGCCGUCAUAGCCCUCGCUGACGAGGAACAUUUGAAUGCGGUAUACUACCUAUACCGAGCCCUCUCGGCGAAAGAGCCUCACCCCAACGCGCACAAAAAUUUGACAAAGGAAUUUAAAAAGGUGCUGUCCAAGAAAAAGGGGACGUUGCCAACUUCGAAGGAUCUUCAGUCUGCCCUGGUGAAUUCAUUCGUCUAUCUCCAUGCCCAGUGUUAUCAGGGAGACUCUCCCGAACACGAGGAACGCGAGAAUGAGAUCAUGCGCCAGGUGACUGUGGACUUGAAGGAAAACGUACUUGAGCCGUCUCUUUUGGAAAAAUUUGCUCUUAUAAACAUCGCCUCUGAAAGUCACGCAAAGGAUUUAAACGCCCAGGUAUUUCUUCAACGGCUGAACGUUAAGUUCUUUUUCACGCUCCUUCAGGUUAUUCUAGCCGAACUUGAGUGCUCUGCAGACAAAGUGACAUCUGUUGCCCAUUCCAUUCUCCCGGCCUUGCGCCACUACAGCAGUUGGCUGCUCGUCAACAGUCAAGAGUUGGUAUCUGUGCCUGAAGCAAAGGAUAGCCCGUUAUGUAUUCAGAUCAAGGAACUGUGGAAGAGCUACGCCAACACACUGACUCUUCUUACCUCAACCUUCGACGUUGUAAACCUGCCUGCAGUUGACUACCUCCUCGAAGAAGAUGAGAAUACCCUUGGGUUCAAACCCUUCGCACACGAGAGUAAUAUGCGCCGCUAUCUUGGACCCAACGGAGCAACGAAACCCAGACAAUUGCACACAGAAACAUCAAACUCCAGUAACACAGAUAUGCUGUUUCGGAUCCGUGAAUUUGUAAUUGACGGUCUAGAUCUCGUGAUACAUGAAAGGAUCCCAAUUGUAAUGGUGGACAAGGAGGAUGCAAAGUUGUUCGUUUACAAGGAGGAAGGGCUACCGCAAUUUUCAAGCCCUCGCAGCCAACCCCGUGGCCAUGGUCAUACACUUUCGUCGACAAGCAUUGAUCGAGAUGAGAUACAGAGGCCUACGCCUCCCGCUCCUGGUGUGUUGGAGGACGGGGCCUCUAUCUCGGGUUCAGUGUCAAUGCAUCGAAUGGUCGACAAUCUAGUUGAAUCGGAGCCAGCCGAGAGCUUAGCGGACAGUGAUGAUGGCCCAAUGCCAUCGUAUGCCUCGCUCAAUUCGAAUCAUCGCCGAAAUAUGGUCCGUCAAGGAUUUGAAGGCACUCUCUCAAGUACCCAAGGCCCAACUCCUGUUCAGUGCUAUUCGCCAGGACCACCACUUCCAAGUAUCAUGAACACUGCGUUUGCUCCUCAGCCCGGCGAGGCUAUGUCUCCCGCAAGCCGACCAUCGACCGCCAUACCUGCGGCAUCCCCCCAGGUAUUACCAUCUGGCGGAAACAACAUUUCCCCGUUCCCAGGCUCACUCGGCUCAUCAGCGUUCCCUUACUCAAGCUCCUUCAUCUCCACACCAGUGGAUGAAUUCCCUAGUAGCUUGUCAUACAUGCAAACACCGCGUCUCGGUAAUGCAGGCAGCUACAUCAAUGGGACAAGUUUCUUCGGUGUUCAACCAUCAGAGUACAUUACCCAUUACGACCAGCCUCAAUUGCCUCAACUGCUCACUUCAUCCCCGUACCCUGGAAGCAUGACUUACCCUUACCGGGGCAACCGCGAAUCUGCCAUGAGCUAUGCCGGAGUCAUAGGCGAGCAAACCCCACCGAAUGGACAAUGCGGAUGA
This is a messenger RNA of Arthroderma uncinatum, 2475 nucleotides long. RefSeq lists its product as uncharacterized. Gene Ontology annotation, molecular function: protein binding; telomeric repeat DNA binding; telomerase RNA binding. The record is from RefSeq and is a predicted model, not a curated record. The transcript has a single exon. NCBI's taxonomy places the organism in Eukaryota, Fungi, Ascomycota, Eurotiomycetes, Onygenales, Arthrodermataceae. Bases 1 to 2475 code for a protein of 824 amino acids. Gene Ontology annotation, cellular component: telomerase holoenzyme complex. Gene Ontology annotation, biological process: nuclear-transcribed mRNA catabolic process, nonsense-mediated decay.